GAAUUGUUGGCAGCCGUACAACGCCAAAAAUCGAAAACAAAACUAGGGGCCGCUGCUGGGUGGAGUGGUGAAGUGUGAGGUUUGGGUAGGUGAGACUUGAGAGCGGCUGAUCCCUCGCAUAGUCUAUACCCUGCCCUUGUCUUACCUACCGUCUUGACCAACCACAUCGUAUCUAUUAAUCUCAACUCCCGCAUCGAUUUCUUCAUUGUUUCUUUUUAAACGUAGCAUCAACUCUUCUCUUUGCUUCAUUCUAUACUGCCGGAUCCGGUUUUUACAGAAUGGAUCUUCUGGAGAACCCUGAAGCUCAGCUUUACAUAGGGAUCGCGGUUGCUCUUGCUGCAGUGGCUGCGGCUGCGUACUUGUACUCUUCCAAGAAGCCCAGAGUGUGCUUGGAUCCCGAGAAUUUCAAGGAAUUCAAGCUUGUGAAGCGCCGAGAACUGAGUCAUAAUGUGGCAAAGUUUACAUUUGAACUUCCGACUCCUACUUCAGUAUUGGGCCUUCCCAUUGGGCAGCACAUAAGUUGCAGGGGAAAAGAUGCUCAAGGUGAAGAGGUUAUUAAGCCUUAUACUCCAUGUACUUUGGACUCCGAUGUUGGGUACUUUGAGCUAGUAAUAAAGAUGUAUCCACAAGGAAGGAUGUCUCAUCAUUUCAGAGAGAUGCGUGUGGGUGAUUACUUGGCUGUGAAGGGACCCAAGGGUCGUUUUAGGUACCAUCCCGGUCAAGUAAGGGCGUUUGGUAUGCUUGCAGGAGGAUCUGGCAUUACCCCUAUGUUUCAGGUUGCGAGAGCUAUUCUCGAAAAUCCCAGUGACACAACCAAGGUUCACCUGAUUUACGCUAAUGUUACAUAUGAAGAUAUUCUUUUGAAGGAAGAGUUGGAUGGCCUUGCUUCUAAGUAUCCCGACAGUUUCAAAAUUUACUACGUUCUGAACCAGCCUCCCGAGGUGUGGAAUGGCGGCGUUGGUUUUGUAUCCAAGGAAAUGAUCGAGGCCCAUUGCCCUGCACCAGCGCCCGAUGUUAGGAUACUGAGGUGUGGACCGCCGCCAAUGAACAAGGCCAUGGCUGGUCACCUCGACGCCAUUGGCUACAGCGCGGAGAUGCAAUUCCAGUUUUAGGGUUUCGAAUUAACUCUGAGAUUCUUCGAUUCAGACAUCAUAGUUUCCUUUGAUUAGUUACAGGGAAUAACUGUUGAUCAUUUCACUGUAUACUGUUUGGAUCAUUUAUCAUUAACAGAAUUUUCUGGUGAUUUUCAAUAACAUGUUUCCCUGAGUUUAGAUGCUCUGCAA
Ipomoea nil (Japanese morning glory) is the source of this 1283-nucleotide messenger RNA. Its product is annotated as NADH--cytochrome b5 reductase 1-like. The record is from RefSeq and is a predicted model, not a curated record. Gene Ontology annotation, biological process: electron transport chain. The transcript has 10 exons. NCBI's taxonomy places the organism in Eukaryota, Viridiplantae, Streptophyta, Magnoliopsida, Solanales, Convolvulaceae. Gene Ontology annotation, molecular function: cytochrome-b5 reductase activity, acting on NAD(P)H. The coding region runs from base 279 to 1112 and encodes 277 amino acids.